UCUACGCCCCAUCUCUCUUCCAAAAUAUCUUCAGAAAAACCCUUUUUUUCUAACACUAUAGAGAAGAAGAUCAGCACAGGGCGUCAAAAGGUCGCAAUGGUGAAGAUGAGCAACUAUAGCAACGUCCAAGUCAAGUUCUCGAAGCGCCGUUCGGAACUCUUCAAACAGGCCAGCGAACUCGGCACUCUCUGCGGCGCCGAGAUAGCCAUUGUCGUUUUCUCACCUGGAAGGAAAGCUUUCUCCUUUGGCCAUCCUUGCGUCGAGGCCGUCAUCGACAGGUUUCUCACCCGAAACCCGCCGGCGCAUCAGAUCUCCAGCACGAUGCCACUCAUCGAAGCCCACCGGAACGCAAGCGUCCGGGAACUGAACCUCCGGCUGACUCAGGUGACCAACCAACUGGAGGCGGAGAAGAAGCGGGGCGAAGAACUGAAUCGGAUGAGGAAAGUGAGCCAGGCGCAGUGCUGGUGGGAGUGUCCCAUCGAGGGGAUGGAGCUGGAGCAGCUGGAGCAGUUGAAGGCAUCCAUGGAAGAGCUGAAGAAGGACGUGAGCAAGCAGGCUGAUAGGGUUCUCAUUCAGAAUUCCAACCCUGCUGCUGCUCCCUUUUUCGCGGGGAGUUCUUCUUCGGGCCAAGGGGCGGCGAUGAUUAUUCAUCCUUUCGAUAUUAAAAAUGGCGGAUUUUUCGCGGGGAAUUCUUCUUCGGGUCAAGGGGCGGCGGUGAUUAUUCGUCCUUUCGAUGUUAAAAAUGGCGGAUUUGGUGGGAAUAUGAUGCCCAAUUUGAUGCCUCAUCAUCACCAUGCAUACAAUCUUGGUUAUGGCAGUGGUUUCUUCUGAAAAAGAAAAAUGGUUCUUUUUUUAUUUUUAUUUUUUAAGCAUGUCUUUUAUAUAUUUUAUUUUAGUCCACACAAUGUCAAUAAUUAUAUAUAUAUAUAUAUAUAUAUAAAACUAUGGUAGGAAAUCGUUAUAAUUUAUUUGAUUUAGUG
Ziziphus jujuba (common jujube) is the source of this 980-nucleotide messenger RNA. Its product is annotated as agamous-like MADS-box protein AGL62. The record is from RefSeq and is a predicted model, not a curated record. Gene Ontology annotation, biological process: regulation of transcription by RNA polymerase II. The annotation marks the transcript as partial. The transcript has a single exon. Lineage: Eukaryota; Viridiplantae; Streptophyta; Magnoliopsida; Rosales; Rhamnaceae. Gene Ontology annotation, molecular function: protein dimerization activity; DNA-binding transcription factor activity, RNA polymerase II-specific; RNA polymerase II cis-regulatory region sequence-specific DNA binding.